Prunus armeniaca (apricot) is the source of this 2658-nucleotide messenger RNA. The record is from the annotation of a GenBank genome assembly. Lineage: Eukaryota; Viridiplantae; Streptophyta; Magnoliopsida; Rosales; Rosaceae.
AUGGGUGGGGUUACUUCAUCCAUGGCUGCAAAGUUUGCAUUUUUCCCACCCAACCCACCAUCCUACAAGGUAGUUAAAGACGAAGCCACUGGUCUCUUGCUCAUGGACCCUCUUCCUCAUCGUGAAAACGUCGACGUUUUGAAAUUUCCCACUCGCCGCGGCAAUGAGAUCGUGGCCGUUUAUAUACGCCACCCAAUGGCCACCUCUACCCUGCUGUACUCUCAUGGCAACGCCACUGAUAUCGGUCAAAUGUACGAGCUUUUCAUCGAAUUGAGCAUUCACCUCCGCGUCAAUCUCAUGGGGUAUGAUUACUCUGGCUAUGGACAGUCAUCAGGCAAGCCAAGUGAACAUAAUACUUAUGCAGAUAUUGAAGCUGCAUAUAAGUGUCUCGAAGAGAGGUAUGGGGCUAAGCAGGAAGACAUAAUCCUCUAUGGUCAGUCUGUUGGAAGCGGUCCUACUGUUGAUCUUGCUGCCCGUUUGCCUCGACUGAGAGCAAUUGUUUUGCACAGUCCUAUAUUAUCAGGUUUAAGAGUCAUGUAUCCUGUGAAGCGCACGUACUGGUUUGAUAUCUAUAAGAACAUUGAUAAAAUCCCUCUGGUGAAAUGUCCUGUGCUGGUGAUACAUGGAACAGCUGAUGAAGUUGUCGACUGCUCACACGGCAAGCAACUUUGGGUACUAUGUCAAGAGAAAUAUGAACCUCUAUGGCUAAAAGGUGGAAGUCACUGUAAUUUGGAACUGUAUCCAGAAUACCUUAGACAUCUCAAUAAGUUCAUAUCAACUGUUGAAAAAUCACCUUCCCGAAGGAUUAGUUCUAGAAAAAGCACAGACCAUAGGAAAAGCACGGACCGCAUCGAACUUCCUAGGAAGAGUGUUGAUUUUUUUGAGGCUCCAAGGAAGAGUACUGAUCGGAGAGAGAAAUCAAGGAAGAGCACUGAUAGACCUGAAAAGCUGAAAUUUAGUGAAUACAAGUUUAAUAACGUUGACAAGGUAGAUAAGUUUAGAAUCUCUGCUGACCAGAUAGAGAGGUCACGAAGAAGCGUGGAAUACCAUCACGAGAAAUCUAGGAGAAGCAUUGACCAUCAGCUAGAAAAAGCGCGGAAGAGCGUUGACUGGCUGGACAGAAUUCGAGCUGGGUCACAGGAGGAGAUAGCAAGGGAAGCGAUAAAGCACGCACUGAAGGCUCUUCGGAAGCGGCAUUUGCUCGAAGAAGGUGCUCAUGCUCCGGCUUUUAUUGCUCUUGCGAGGCCAAUUGCUCAUCAGGGCUCAGAAUGGAAGGAGAAAGCAGAGAGUUUGGAACUCGAACUUCAGCAAUGUUACAAAGCUCAAUCUCGAUUGUCUGAGCAACUUGUGGUGGAAGUAGCAGAGUCCAGAGCUUCAAAAGCUUCACUUCAAGAGAAAGAAGCAGCAGUGGCUGAUCUCCAAAAGGAGUUAACAGAAAAAAGGGAUGAAUGCUCUCAAUUAACGGCUGACUUAGAAGAGAAGAUUAAAGCCUUAGAAUUGGUUGUGAGUGAGAACAAGGAAAUAAGAGCGCAGCUUGAAGAAAUGUCUAAUAGAGCUAAGAAUGCUGAGGCUGAAAGUAAGGUGUUAAUUGACCGCUGGAUGUUGGAAAAGAUGAAGGAUGCUGAACGCCUUAACGAGGCAAAUGCACUCUAUGAAGAUAUGAUUGAGCGGCUCAGGGCCAGUGGUCUGGAAAAACUUGCUAGGCAGCAAGUAGAUGGUGUGGUCCGCCAAAGUGAAGAAGGUGCUGAGUACUUUGUGGAGUCAACAAUUCCCUCUGCAUGCAAGAGCAGGAUCCAUGCCCAUGAAGGUGGCUGUGCUUCCAUAUUAUUUGAGUACAAUUCUGGCAAAUUGAUUACUGGCGGACAGGACGGGUCCAUCAAAAUGUGGGAUACAAACACUGGGGCACUAAAUCAUACACUUCAUGGUUGCAUUGGUUCUGUUCUUGAUAUUACCAUUACCCAUGAUAAUAGAUCUAUCAUUGCAGCAAGCAGCUCAAACAAAUUGUAUGCCUGGGAUGUUAGCUCGGGGAGGGUUCGCCAUACUCUCACUGGCCACAUGGAUAAAGUAUGUGCUGUAGAUGUUAGCAAUUCAAGUCGUCAUGUUGUGAGUGCAGCCUAUGAUCGUACCAUAAAAGUUUGGGAUUUGCAGAAAGGUUACUGCACCAACACAAUUAUUUUCCCCAAAAACUGCAAUGCUCUUUGCUUCAGCAUGGAUGGACAGACCAUAUGUUCUGGGCACGUUGAUGGAAACCUUCGCUUGUGGGAUAUUGAGAAAGGAAAGCUACUCAGUGAAGUAGCUGCACAUUCAAAUGCUGUUACAUCCAUAUCUUUGUCCCGAAAUGGCAAUGUUGUAUUGACAAGUGGGAGAGACAACGUGCAUAAUUUGUUCGAUAUGCGGUCUCUGGAAGUCUGCGGCACAUUAAGAGCCACCGGAAACAGAGUGGCGUCUAACUGGAGCCGGUCCUGUAUCAGUCCAGAUGACAAUUAUGUUGCUGCUGGAUCUGCUGAUGGUUCUGUGUAUAUUUGGUCAAUCUCUAAGGCCGACAUUGUGAGCACUCUGAAGGAACACACUGCAUCUGUGCUGUGUUGUUCAUGGAGUGGACAUGGAAAACCUCUAGCUUCUGCGGACAAGAACGGCAUCGUUUGCACUUGGGCGUGA